Molecule: messenger RNA, 2457 nt
Organism: Babesia ovata
Lineage: Eukaryota; Apicomplexa; Aconoidasida; Piroplasmida; Babesiidae
Product: cob(I)yrinic acid a c-diamide adenosyltransferase, putative
Exons: 7
Coding region: 1-2457 (818 amino acids)
Source: RefSeq, a predicted model, not a curated record
AUGUAUCGCCUACAUACGGCUCCGAACCAAAAGUUGAAGUUCAUUCUUUCAACUUAUUGCCUUUCGUUCGAGAAAAGCUAUGGAACAUCAAAGGUAGAUGCUGAGAGACUUGUUAUGGCCCUUGACCCGGAGUUCUUGGCGUUGAUGCUGCGCUCAUCACCAGUCAUCGCCAGUUCCGCGUUGACUCUAAUCAUGUCUUUGCUAUCUAACAAAUCGACAGCGAGGCAUUUGUCGACCUUGACUCCCCAUGUGGGCGUGUUGCUUUCGUUUUUGGUGGACAAGGGUUUCGAGAUCGAUUCGACAACGAGCGCCCUGAUAAAGCAAAGCGCUUCCAGCGUAGAGGUUUUAAAGGCGCGUCUCAUUUCAGAUUGCCUUUCAUUCUUCCACGCGAUAUCGACGGCGCUGGGCCUCCCAGCGUUCCACGCCAUUAACAUGGACGCUCCGGACUUGUCGGAUGUCGUUGACGACCUAUCCAAGGAUAUGUUCGACCUUGUCGGUGAUGAUGGAAUGCCAAGUCAUCCAACAAACGUCACUGCUGUAUGUCGUUUGUGCGAGCUUGUUGAGAGUCGCGAAUUCAAGGAAGCUGCAAGCGAGGUCGAACACAUUGAACGAGACCUGGAUGCUUUGGCUGCCGCCCAUUUAGAGGACGUUACAGCCGCAUCUGCUGAGCAUGAGGAAUGCGAUGACGAUGAUCACUGCAUUGGAGCGCUUCUGUUAACGGUUGGAAAAUCAGUUUUGGGAGAAUUGUCAUCCAAACAAGGAAGCACGCCACAGGAAGCCAUUUCCAUCAACGUAUUAUCGCUUAAGUCUGUGCUGGAAUUGAUACCUUCUACCGAAUUCGAUGAAUUAUUUCAGCAGUGCCUAUCUAGCGGCAACUUCGACGUUAUGGCGGUCCUUUUCGACUUGUGCAAAUCGUCACAUUCGGCUUUAUUUGGACCCUCCGUGCAAAUUCGUGUCUCACAGGUUGCAUCUACCAUUCUGGAGCAGAGUUCACACAAAUCUGGGAUUGCUCUGGCGAGCUGCUUUUUGGGGCAGAUGAUCGAACGUCACGGUUUUGUUGCAAUAUCAUCAUACCAGGGCGACCAUGGUGGCAUCACCCAGUUACAAAAACGAUUAUAUGCACUUGUGAGCCGUUGUGAGAUCGAGAUUCACCUAACGUUGCAUGACUUUCUCAGGCUGGGAUCGGUUAGCACUGACGUGAAUGCAUCUUUUCGCCUAUUGGAGGCAAUUAUUGUCUGCAUCGGAGAGAACGAGUCGAUAAUGCCUGCGUGUCAUGAGCUCUUCGCCGUCAUCCACCGCACUAUGACUACGGUAUUUGAGUUCUUCGACGAAAUUUCCGACAACAACCGUAAGAAGGCUGAUUCACUGCUGACGUGCUGCUGUCGUCUGAUAGGGUGUUGGAUGACUCUGGAGCCUAUGCACCUUAGGAGCCUGUAUCUGAGUAAAUUGUCCAAGAUAUUGUCAGCCAUAUCUGCAGAAGACUUUGCGUGGUUGCUUCCUUCGUUUGAUUAUUUGGAUGCAGUCGAUUUUGACGGUAUAAAGGCGCUGAUGCCAUCCUGCCUUGCUGCCAUGUCGUUAGCGUGGGCCGCAGUGAUGGGUGGUAACUCUACGGGUGCUACGGAUGGUGAAGAGAGGCGCACGCUAUCCAUGUGUUACAGGCUUUUGGAGCGCAUGUUUGUAGAAAGUGUCAACGACUGUUCGGCCUUUCUUGCUUUGGAUGCCGCCGAUGCAAUACCACCGUUCACGCCUCUUAAGUUGCGUGGUUUUCAGGAGACCAUACUUGAUCAAGGGAACGUCCACUUCAGCCCGCGCAUUCCACUAGAUGUAUCUAUGCCCAUUCCAAUCGACCCAUCUGCAAUUGAUGGUUCGGCUGAGAGGGUUUGCCGGGUUCUUCAGUUCAUGCAGUACCACUUCCUGUCGGUAUUACGUCGCUUCCAUCCAAAAUUGGAAUCGCCAACGGUGCGGGCUGAAGACGAUUUUCUCGACUUAGGUGUUCUUCAAGACGCCCUGGAAAAUUCGUUGAAAAGCGCCAGUGUUUUGCAAGCCGAUUGGUCCCCGAUUCUAUGUGAAGCUGCGCUUGCCACCGCUGCGGUAUGCCUCCUCCGGGUUAACCAGAGCCAUGUACGCGAAUGGAUGAACGGCUGUGCUACGUUGAUCAUUAUGGAAUGCGUCGCGAUGUCGUUUGCGUAUGCGAAUCCCCGGACAACUGCGGAAUAUUCCGCAGUGGAUGAGAGUUCAGGUCUGCUAUGGCACCGUAUUGCGCUGUGCUGUACCAUUCUGCUGCAGCGUCAGCCGCAUUUUGUGAACGUGUUCGCCUUCGUCUGUCGUAAGCUAAAUUUGAAGCCUUUGAAGGCUACUAAUGGCAAGCUGAACUCUCUGGUGGAAGCUGGUUGGCUGUCGGCGGAUUGUGCGUCUGCCUGUGAAUUUAUGUGCACGCUGGUGUCCGCGUUGCGUUAA